Messenger RNA from Onychomys torridus (southern grasshopper mouse), 905 nucleotides. RefSeq names its product lymphocyte antigen 86 (gene Ly86). NCBI's taxonomy places the organism in Eukaryota, Metazoa, Chordata, Mammalia, Rodentia, Cricetidae. The transcript has 6 exons. Gene Ontology annotation, biological process: innate immune response; positive regulation of lipopolysaccharide-mediated signaling pathway. Bases 36 to 578 code for a protein of 180 amino acids. The record is from RefSeq and is a predicted model, not a curated record.
GCUUGUUUAGCAUUGGUCACACACAACCCCUCACCAUGAACAGUGUCACAGCUGCCCUCCUUGUGUGGACUCUGACUUCUCUCAGAGGCAGUGACCAUGGCAGAGGGGAAGCUUGGCCCAUUCACAUAGCCUGCAGCAGUGGGGGCUUGGAACUAUUCUACCAGAGUUGCGAUCCCUUACAGGAUUUUGGCCUUUCCAUUGACCAGUGUUCCAAGCAGAUCCAACCAUACCUCAACAUUCGAUUUGGCAUCAUUCUGAGAGAGGACAUCAGAAAGCUGUUUCUGGACAUAGCUCUUGUCUCAAGAGGCUCUUCCAUUCUGAACUACUCCUAUCCCAUCUGUGAGGAGGACCUGCCCAAGUUCUCCUUCUGUGGAAGAAGAAAAGGAGAGCAGAUAUACUAUGCUGGCCCUAUCAAUAAUCUUGGAUUUGAUGUUCCACAGAGCCAUUGUAAGCGGACACCAUAUUGUAGUUAUCUACAGUUCUUGCAGGACACUCCUUCCCUGCCUUCUUCAGCCAAUCAACAGCUCUCUACAGAUACAAUCCAAUGGCGAAUACCAGAUUUUGCUGGAACUGUAUAAUGAAAAUCGUGCCAUUGUGGCUUGUGCCAAUGCUACUGUCAUCAGCUCUUGACCAUUGCCUGCCAGAAAAUGCAUAGCAAGCUUGGCCUAGGUGAACCCCAAAGUCCCCAGACUCAGCUGCCUGUAAGAAGAACCACUGAUGGCCAAAAGAGGCUUUACAAAGAAAUUCCAUAUGGGUCCCCCUGCCAAUCUUAGCCCCAGGGACAGAUGCUUCCAGACCCCACGAAAGUAAUAAAGCCUCCAAAAUGAUGUUUCUGAGGACUCUAAGUAGUCUCGAGGCCACAUUUGUAAUGGCUCUCCUUAUGUAAUUACAUGUCAUCAAAUGUA